UGAAGCAGAUCCGGCUGCCCGUUGCUGUGUGUGUGUGUGUGUGUGUGUGUGUGUCAGCUGUUGAGGUCAGAUUGUGUGAGGAGGCGGGAUGAGGCUCAGUGUGUGUGUGAUCGCAGCCUGAUUAACACACACGGUCCUCAGCCUCCUCUUGAACACACACACACACUCCGUGACUUUUCGGCUCUCCAUCAUGGACCUGGACCCCGCCGUCAUCAUCCCCGCCAUCCUCUUCACCGUCGUUGCCAUUUAUUUCGCUACGUCGCUCCUCAGCAGGAAGCCCGACGCCUCCUCCUCGUCUGCCGGGAGCAAGAAGUCCAAACUCGGGUACAGAGACGACCUUCCUCCGCAAGGAGCUCUGGAAGAAGAGCCCGAAGCCUCCCUGCGACCAGAGCCCCCAGCUCCGGCUGUGGAGGACAUAGGAGCCGCCGAGAAGAUCCAGGCUGUCCCAGAACCACAACAUGUCCCUGAACCAGUGAAGAUACCAGAAGCUGAGCCAGAAGCAGCAGAAGAUCCAGAGGACAGAGAAGCAGUCACAGCACCAGAACCUGUGGCACAACCAAAAAAAGUGCCAGAGACAAGAGCAGAACGACCACCGGCGCCAGAAGCAGUCCCUGAACCAACAAAAGAGCCAAAGUCUGUUCCAGAACCAGUCACAGUAUCAGAACUUGUCUCUGAAGCUGUGUCAGGCCCAGAACCUGUUCUUGAACCAGAUGAAGCACAAGAAGCAGCACCAGUGUCUGAACCCAUACCAGGCUUGGUAUCAGGCCCAGAACAAGCUGCAGAACCUACCCCAGAGUCCAAACCUGUAGCAGAGCCCUUAUCAGAACCAGCCAGGUCCCCUGAACUCAUAUCUGAACCCAAAACUGUCCCAGAACCUGUUACUGAUCCAGAGCCUGUGCUCGUGUCUGAAGUGGCAGCCCAGAAGCCCGCGACUGAACCUGAAGAACUGCUUGAGCAGAUGCCCGGACCCAAUGAAGGUCUGACAGAACCAUCGCGUGAGCGGGAACCCGAACCAGAGACCGUCCUGGAUGACGAUGUGGCUGCAGCUGCUGAUGUGCUGAACUUCACCCCGGGAAUGAAACAGAGUAAGGUGGCGGUGCUGAUGACCCAGGAGGACAUGGAGGAGGAGCAGAGGAUAGAGCUCACGUCUGAUUUUACCUCUCUGUAAUCAGCCUCAGCAGACUCGUGCUAGUGUGCUAGGAAGGAGAUGCUGAUCCGUGAGGAUGAGGAGCGCUGAAGAGAUGGAGAUCAGACCCUGCAGAAAGUCCUGCCUGCUUUCUUCUCUUGUUGUUGAGUUUUGAGGUUUGAGCUGCUUGUGAAAAGUAAACAUCUUCACACCAAAGUGCCUUCAGGAGUUUCUUUACUGUCUGCUUUUCGUGUCCAGCCUUUCUGAAGCAAACAAAUUAAUUAUGUGAGUGAAUGUUAAUGAAGUUAACCUCAGUAUAACCUAGUUCUCACUGCUGGUUUCAAAUGAAAAAAGACAAUUAGACGACAAGCUGCAAUAAAACGUUCCUGCUAGCUUCAGUGUUCAGUUGUGAUUUUAAAUGUUAACCAUGAAAUAAAAGUGUGAAACAUGUUGUUGAUUCUUUCUGAUCUUUGUUUUGUAAAUUCUGGAUUAUUAAAAAUACUUUUGCCCAUU
This is a messenger RNA of Oreochromis aureus, 1639 nucleotides long. RefSeq names its product FILIA-N KH-like domain-containing protein. The coding region runs from base 191 to 1168 and encodes 325 amino acids. The record is from RefSeq and is a predicted model, not a curated record. NCBI's taxonomy places the organism in Eukaryota, Metazoa, Chordata, Actinopteri, Cichliformes, Cichlidae. The transcript is spliced from 5 exons.